Penicillium manginii is the source of this 1029-nucleotide messenger RNA. RefSeq lists its product as uncharacterized. The coding region runs from base 1 to 1029 and encodes 342 amino acids. The transcript has 3 exons. The record is from RefSeq and is a predicted model, not a curated record. NCBI's taxonomy places the organism in Eukaryota, Fungi, Ascomycota, Eurotiomycetes, Eurotiales, Aspergillaceae.
AUGGAUAUUUAUCACCUUUGCAUGGCAAUCUUUGAACUCUUGACUGUUCUAGUCUUGAUUGCCUUGUUUAUUGGCCACAUUGUGCUGAACAGGAGAAAAGGUGAUGCUCUCAGGUCAUUGCCUUUCAAGGCCGUUUUGGCCUCUCUGCUAUCAUUUUCUGGAUCUGGGUUCUGCCUUGGUGUUUACAAUUGCAUGAUCCUCGGCGGUGUCAAGAUGACGGCUAAAUCCGACAUCGCUGCGCUGAUCGCCCAGGCCUUGAUGCUGAUAGCCGUCAACCUAUUGUUCUACACUUUCUUUGAGAUGAUUCACGCCUACGGAGAGCAAUCACUUGUCCAAAUAAAAAUGUGGCCUCGCGUGCGAAUAUUCCAUUGGGUGGUGCUGGGCCUAUUUACGGCACUGUCUAUCGUGGAUUGGUGCUGGGAUCUUUACGCUACCAUCAGCAGAAUACAAUUUAUGCGACGAGAUGGAGACCAAAUCAUACGUCAGGUGUUACAUUCAACCCGGGCUUGGAAUAAUAUUUUAACUGUAAGAUGGAUUAUCUUCUGGGUCGCCUCAUGGGAGAUUCUGGGUGCAUUUAUCUUCAUGGGGAUCCAAGUUUCUACUCGAGCAUCGCAUAUGAGGAUGUCCACGUAUUUCGCAGUGAUCUCGGGAUCCCUUUUCUUCGGCCUGAAUGGCCUUUGGGCAGUUUGGAGUAUCACCGCAUAUCUUCCAACUGUCAUCCCACCAACCACGAUAGCUAUCACUGUCCGUGAGGGUGUCCAGUUUUUCUUCGCGACCGGUACUUACCUUGGAGUUGGCUUGUGUUUCUGGAGGUUCCCAUCGCAGGUUGCCAUUGAACAGGAAGACGACCCUUCUGUCACCCAUACGAGGCUUCUGGGCUCAGUCGAGACAGAUUCCCGCAAAUUUCUCCCAGAGGCCGACUCUUCUAGACAAAUUAUGGAGGCCGAUGCCUCGCAGCCUGUCCUUGAAGCCGAUGGAAGUAAUCCAAUCUUGGAGGCCGAUUCGACAGCUAUGCAUGAGAAGCCAUGA